Molecule: messenger RNA, 768 nt
Organism: Corylus avellana
Lineage: Eukaryota; Viridiplantae; Streptophyta; Magnoliopsida; Fagales; Betulaceae
Source: RefSeq, a predicted model, not a curated record
AUGAAGAGGAGGAGAAUCGAGAUGAAAAAGAUCGACAACAGGGCUGCAAGACAGGUGACUUUCUGUAAGAGGAGGGGGGGACUGUUUAAGAAGGCUAUGGAGCUCUCAACUCUCUGCGAUGCUGAAAUUGCUCUCAUUGUCUUCUCUUCUACUGGAAAGCUCUUUGACUACGCCAGCUCAAGUAUGCAGCAGGUGAUUGAAAGACAUAAUUUGCAUUCAAAGCAUCUCAGCAAAAUGGACAAACCAUCUAUGGAGCUGCAGCGUGCCAAUAGUACCAACACUUUGUUGAGCGAUGAAAUCGUGGGGAAGGCUCAUGAACUAAGGCAGAUGAAGGGAGAAGAGCUCCAAGGAUUGAAUAUAGAGGAACUACAGAAACUAGAGCAACUUCUCAAAGUAGGCUUGAGCCGCGUUUCAAAUGCAAAGGGAGCCCAACUGAUGGAGGAUAAUCAGCGACCAACACAGUGCAUGUAAUUGAACAAGGCCAAUCAUCUUAGUCAAUGACCAAUAAUACUUGCAGGUCAGCUGAUCCUCCUCAACACCAAGACAUCGUCAAUUCUCUCAAGUUGGGGGGUUACCUUUCCCGAAUUGAUUUUGAAAGAUAAAGAAAGUCAAGAGUACAUGGAGACGCUUAAUUUUCUCUAUUGAAAAACAAGCACGUCUAAGUAAAACCCAGCUAACUCUUGAUCAAAAUAAAUUUUAGUUUCCGCAAGUUGAUCAAAAUAAAGUCCCACAUAUGUAUAUGGUGAUCAGCCAUGGAUGCUUGAUUUA